AACUGUUACGCCAUUUUCUCCUUUAUUUGAAUAAAUUAUAAAUAUAGCCACCACUCAACGAAUUACUUAAUUUACGUUUGGUUGCUUAGUUUCAGUACUGGAGAGUGGUUUCCUCCAUGGUGCAAAGGACGGUUCUCAAGGUUAUUAUUUCAUGUCAAAAAUGCAAGAGGGAGCUCCUCAAAGCAGUUGCUGCACUUCCAGGUUUAGAUAAAAUUGAAGUUGAUGAAGCUAAGGGGACGUUGACAGUAACAGGCAGUGCAGAUCCAUAUGAUAUUAUAACUCGAACCAAAAAAACAGGAAAAUUUGUAAAGGUUGAGAGCAUAGGGCCUCCUCCUGCUCCACCGAAACAACCAGAGAAGAAGCCUGAGGAGAAGAAGAAGCCUGAGGAGAAGAAGAACCCAGAGAAGGCUGAAGACAAGGUCCCUGUUGUUCACUACCCUCCAUAUUACUUCUAUCCUCUUUGUGAGGGAAUGCCCGUUGUUCAUGUGGAUCCCUAUCCGGAGCCUGCCUUUGGAUGCUCCAUUCUGUGACUACUUCUAUAUUAUUACGUUACUAGAAUAUUAUAUAUAUCUUGUCUUAAUCAUAUGAUAAUAUAUUAUUUGAAUAUCAAUCUAGUACUAAAAAAUAAGAGACUCAUAGUCUUGUCGGAUGCA
Messenger RNA from Mangifera indica (mango), 653 nucleotides. Its product is annotated as heavy metal-associated isoprenylated plant protein 43-like. Gene Ontology annotation, molecular function: metal ion binding. The coding region runs from base 117 to 530 and encodes 137 amino acids. The transcript has 2 exons. The record is from RefSeq and is a predicted model, not a curated record. NCBI's taxonomy places the organism in Eukaryota, Viridiplantae, Streptophyta, Magnoliopsida, Sapindales, Anacardiaceae.